GAUUAUUUAAAAUUUGACAUUAUUAAACUGCCUAAUUUACCAAUCUUUCAACUAAAACAAUUUUCAAAAUCAAAAAAGUGAAAAGCAAAUUAUAUCACCCACAAAAAAGAACAUAUUACACCACAAGUCUUUAGGGUUUAGAGUCAACCUAAAAAUUUUAGAAGAUAUUUUGCUCGCCCUUCAAAAAUUAUCAAAAUACUCUACUUUUAUUCCUUCGUACUAAUAGCAACUUUAUUUUUUAAGGUGAUAAAUUUAUCAUUUUAUUAUGUAAUAAAAAAAAUAAAUUAUAUUAAAUAAUUUGAUCUUUAAAAUUUGGUAAAAGACAUUGAUCUCUCAUGAAAUUUGAUAAAAAGACAAUGUCCUCCCUGAUAUUUCAAGAAUUCUAAAGAUAUCUAUUGAAAUUUGUCAAAAAAAUAUAAAUCUUCUUUUAUAUUUUAUAAAAAGAUAAGUUUUUUUUGUUUUUUAGGGAAUAUGUUUUUAUUUUUUUACCAAAUCUUAAGAGAGCCGAGUAUUUCUUACACUUAAAAUUUUACAUUGAAUCUACUUCCGAAUUUCAAGAACUUUUUUUAAAAGACUUUUAGGAGAAAAUAACAUUUUUUAACAAUUAGAAGAAUUUCAAUUAAAAUUUUUAAAAGUAAAUUAUAAUUUAAUAUAAUUUUAUUGAGUUAUAAAAGUAAAACCAAGAAAAUGCCUACCAUUGCCUACCAUUGUUUUUAAAAAGCGGCUAUUUAGAGACUCACAGUUCUCUUCCUCUGCAAUCCUCUUCCGCCCUGCUCUGCCUCAGAACACGACAAUGGCCGAAAAAACAGAGAAUGUAGUAAUCUUCCCACUCAUGGCGCAGGGUCACAUGAUCCCAUUCCUGGCCUUGGCCCUCCAGAUAGAACAGCGCAAAGGCUACUCCAUCACCUUCAUCAACACUCCGCUCAACAUCAACAAUCUCCGAUCGUCUCUCCCCCCGAACUCCUCCAUCAAUCUCCUCCCCAUCCCCUUCUCCGGCGCCGACCACGGCCUCCCUCCCGGCACCGAGAACACCGACGUCCUCACGUAUCCUCUCAUCUACCGCUUCGUCCAAGCCUGCUCCUCCUUCAAACCUGCCUUCCGGAGAAUCAUCUCUGACCUCGUUUCCGACGAGAGGCGCCCCCUCUGCAUAAUCGCCGACAUGUUCUUCCCUUGGACAGCCGACGUCGCCCACGAGUUCGGCAUCUCCCAUGCGAUCUUCUGCGGCGGCGGCGGAUUCGGCUUCGCCUGCUACUAUUCCCUCUGGCUCAACCUCCCCCACAAGAAGAAUCCAGACGAGGAGGAGUUCCCGCUCCCGGACUUCCCCGAAGCGGGUCAGAUCCACCGGACGCAGCUCGCGGUCGGCCUGAUUUCCGCUGGCGAGGACGAUCCGUGGACGGGGUUUCAGCUGAAAACGCUUCCCAAAUGGGCGAACGCCGACGCGGUGUUGUUCAACACGGUGGGAGAAUUCGAUUACAUCGGAUUGAGCUACUUCCGGCGAAAGCUCGGCCGACCGGUCUGGUCACUCGGUCCGGUUAAUCUCUCCCGGAAACCCGGGAAACAGUCCGGCAUCUCGUCGGAGACCUGCAUAGAAUGGCUUAGCAGAAAACCGUCGAACUCGGUCCUUUACAUAUCGUUCGGGUCGCAGAACACGGUCUCUGCAUCGCAGAUGAUGCAACUGGCGACGGCGCUGGAGAAUUCCGGCAAAAAUUUCAUCUGGGUCAUAAAACCCCCUUUGGGAUUCGACAUAAACUGCCAGUUUAAGGCCGGAGAUUGGUUACCGGAGGGAUUCGAAGAUCGGAUCCGAGAUCAGAACAGGGGAUUACUAGUACACAAGUGGGCACCGCAGGUGGAGAUUCUGUCGCACGGAUCAAUUUCUGCGUUUCUGAGCCACUGCGGAUGGAAUUCGGUGCUAGAAGCUCUCAGCCAAGGCGUUCCGAUCAUCGGGUGGCCGAUGGCGGCAGACCAGUUCUACAACGUGAAGCUAUUGAAGGAAAAGAUGGGGGUCUGCGUGGAGGUGGCCAGAGGCGGUGCGAGUGAGGUCCGGCACGAGGACAUAGUGGAAAAGAUCGAGAUUGUGAUGGGGGAGACGGAGAAGGGAAAGGAAAUAAGAAGAAAAGCAGGGGAAGCAAGGGAUAUGAUAUGGGACGCGAUUAGAGAGCAGGAAGGUUGCAAGGGUUCUUCUGUAAAAGCCAUGGAUGAAUUUUUUGAUGCUGCCGUGUCCAUGAGGAAGGAGAUGACCCAAAACGAUUCGUUUUGAUUUCUUUGAGUGGGAAACCCAUUUUUAUUUUUCUUUUGAAUUUUGGUGGGACUAAAUGGAAAGGCUACUUUGGAAAAUCCCUGCCAAAGGGAAGUUUAUCA
Malania oleifera is the source of this 2358-nucleotide messenger RNA. Its product is annotated as UDP-glycosyltransferase 92A1-like. The record is from RefSeq and is a predicted model, not a curated record. Gene Ontology annotation, molecular function: UDP-glycosyltransferase activity. The transcript has a single exon. Bases 794 to 2257 code for a protein of 487 amino acids. Lineage: Eukaryota; Viridiplantae; Streptophyta; Magnoliopsida; Santalales; Ximeniaceae.